UCAUCAGUUAGGGUCCUCGGGCGGAAUUUGCCUGAACUGUGUGUUAUCAUGUCGCCCAACUUUUGGAUCCUCGUCGUCGCGCUUCUCAUCAACAUAACCGGGUUUUACUGCUGUCUUUAUUCGGAAGAAGACCCAGACAUACCAGUCAUUGCCAAAUAUUUCACCACCAAGGGGAGAUAUGAGGAAGUGAACCCACAUCUCCGAGACGACAUACUCUUCGUCAAUAGGUCCGCCCUGAAGCCUCCAUCUCCACAAUGCCGAGAGGCUCAUCUGACAGCCGUCAUCAGGCACGGCACCAGAUACCCUACGAUUAAAAACAUCCAGAAGAUGAGACGGCUGUACGGGCUGGUUGAGAGCCGAGCCUCUGGAGAAGAGAGCUGGCUGCGUGAAAUCCAGAGCCAGUGGACGAUGUGGUACACGGAUGACAUGGACGGCCGACUGGCCAUGAAAGGAGUGAGUGACCACAAGCACCUGGCCGUCAGGCUGUCCAAGCUCUUCCCCUCACUGCUGACUGAGGAGAAGCUGCGGGCUGGACAGGUGAACUUCAUGACGAGCUCCAAGCACAGAUGUGUCAACAGCACGUUGUCCUUCAUGGCGGGACUGACAGAACAGUGGGCGAUCAGAGGUAGGACCGUGGCCCUCCUCACCCUCACUGCACUGGGUCUCACCACAUCUCAAUCAGUACAUGGGACAAAACUCGAGUAGUUAAAAUCAACAGAUGUUUGUACGAGCUUUACCUAUGACAUCACAACGUCACCGUGACGUGACUGGAAAAUAAAUCUGACGCAGGACACGCCUUCUGUCUGCGUUGAUCUGCACAGACUGGGUUAAGUCCGUGGAGUUUAAUUGGAGCGUUAACAAGCUAAAGUUCUGCUUUUCUCUUUAGUCCAUCCUUUAUAGACUUCCUCUGUGGUUGUCCAGUUAUUACUCUGUGGUUUGUACCUGUGAUGGACACA
Molecule: messenger RNA, 956 nt
Organism: Cynoglossus semilaevis (tongue sole)
Lineage: Eukaryota; Metazoa; Chordata; Actinopteri; Pleuronectiformes; Cynoglossidae
Product: multiple inositol polyphosphate phosphatase 1-like
Exons: 1
Coding region: 49-705 (218 amino acids)
Molecular function (GO): acid phosphatase activity; inositol phosphate phosphatase activity
Source: RefSeq, a predicted model, not a curated record